Otolemur garnettii (small-eared galago) is the source of this 867-nucleotide messenger RNA. RefSeq names its product arylamine N-acetyltransferase 2. Lineage: Eukaryota; Metazoa; Chordata; Mammalia; Primates; Galagidae. Gene Ontology annotation, molecular function: acetyltransferase activity. The transcript has a single exon. The record is from RefSeq and is a predicted model, not a curated record. The coding region runs from base 7 to 867 and encodes 286 amino acids.
GGCAUCAUGGACAUCGAAGCAUAUUUUGAAAGAAUUGGCUAUAAGAACUCUAAGAAGACCCUGGACUUGGAAACAUUAACCGACGUUCUUCAGCACCAGAUCCGAGCUGUUCCCUUUGAGAACUUUAACAUGCAUUGUGGGGAAUCCCUGGAGUUUGACUUACAGGCCGUUUUUGAUCAAAUUGUAAAAAGGAAGCGGGGUGGGUUGUGUCUCCAGACCAAUCAACUCCUGUACUGGGCUCUGACCACAAUGGGUUUUGAGACCACAAUGUUGGGAUCGUAUAUUUACAUCACUAAGACUAAACAAUACAGCAGCGACAUGGUUCACCUCACACUACAGGUGACCCUGGGUAGCAAGAAAUACCUCGUGGAUGCUGGGUUUGGAUCCUCCUACCAGAUGUGGGAGCCCCUGGAGUUAGUUUCUGGGAAGGAUCAGCCUCAGACGCCUUGCAUCUUCCGCUUGACAGAAGAGGAUGGAAUUUGGUACCUGGACCAGAUCAGGAGGGAGCAGUAUGUUCCAGAUAAAGAAUAUCUUAACUCUUAUCUCCUAGAAAAGAAUAAAUAUCGAAAAAUCUACUCCUUUACUCUCGAACCUCGAACACUGGAAGAUUUUACAAAAGUGCAGAAACCUCCAACCCCCCUGCUUCUGACCACAACCCUGUGUUCUUUGCAGACCCGUGAAGGGCUCUACUGUCUAGUGGGCCGCACCUUGUCCACCAAGAAGUUCAAGUAUAAGGACAAUGUAGAUAUGGUAGAGUUUAAGACUCUGACUGAGGAAGAAUUUGAAGACGUGCUGAAAAAUUUGUUUAAUAUUUCUCUGGAGAAAAAGCUUGUGCCCAAACAUGGUGAUGAAUGCUUUACUGUUUAA